This is a messenger RNA of Mauremys reevesii (Reeves's turtle), 2839 nucleotides long. RefSeq names its product protein FAM205A-like. Bases 78 to 2816 code for a protein of 912 amino acids. The transcript has 3 exons. The record is from RefSeq and is a predicted model, not a curated record. Lineage: Eukaryota; Metazoa; Chordata; Testudines; Geoemydidae.
GGCGAGAUCCAGCCACAGCAGUAGCAGGGAGUGUAGUGUCUCCACCCCCAGUGCGCGUCCAGACCGUCCACCCCAGCAUGUUUGACGCGGGAGUGGGGAUCAUGCAGAGCUGGUUCUGUGCCUGCUUUGACAGCUCCUGGGUGUUGUACACCUGCGUCCUUCUGGUCCUGGUCAUCUGGGUGGCCAUCGUGACUCAGCACAGCUUCUCCUGGAGAAGCAGGAUGGCUCUUCUGGUCAGCAGGCUCCGGUGGAGGGGGACGGAGGACGAGGGAGAAGGUGCAAAGAAGCAGCGGGUGAAACAGCCGCGUGACCGGCUGAGCCGGGACCUCCCACGCUGCGCUCGCCGAGCUGCCAGGCGCCGCUCCAUCCGCCAGCUGCUGUGUGACAACUCAGACUGUGCCCUGUGCAAUGAGGUGGCCUGGCAAGCCGAGCAGCUGGUAUAUGCCGACAGGGCCAGCGCCUGGGUCCCUACUGGGCCAGGGUCACCUCCUGCUCCCGCCUCCCACUCCAAAGGGAGAAACUUGCUGAGUAGAUCCAUGUGGAGAGGCCUGGAUGUGCUGCAGUGGUGCCGCUCUAGGACAUGUAUAGGAGACCAGGUCCUCCCACCCGCGCAGGGCCACUUCCCACCCAGCAAGUCCCGUUCCCCUCCUGAGCGCCAGGCAGGCAGCCGGAAAACGGAGUGCCGCCCGCCGAGGGAGGAUGAGGAGGGGCUGUCCUGCCCACAGCAAGUCAAAGGCUCCUCCACGGAGCAGGACAAAUGUCUCUUCUGCUCCUCUCUCUGGGAUGAGACUCUCCUUCGCGGGCAAGAGCAGGCCCAGAGCUCCUCUUCUCUACAGCAUGAGCCGCUCCUACUCGCUUGGGAGCUGAGAACUGGAUCGAGCCAGCAUGAGCCAUUUCUUCCCAGGCAUGAGGAGUACCCCAGCCCCACUCCUGCCCAGCACGAGCCCUUCCCUCCAAGCCAAGCGGAAUGUGGCUGGGUCGGGAGUUUCCUGCACAGAGACAGAGCAAGGAGCCCCCAGGCCGCUCCCCAUUGGCAGGCGCAUCGCCCCGAUUGGGUGCCGUUUCUGGCCAAGUCCCCAGGCGGGACCAGGAUGUCAGGGCGGGAGGCCAAAUGGCAGCGAGACCGAGAAAGCACAGCACCCAGAGCCAUGGGGGAAGCUCCGAUGUCUCUGCCUGGGAGACCCCUGGUGCAGGUCAGCCCUGGAGCCCUGCGUGUGGCCGGCAGGCUCGAAUUGGCCGAAGCGGAGACCCCCUUCCUCCAACGCGAUGUCAGGGCGAGUCUCGAGCGGCACGUCCAGGUGAAGAGGCUGCAGCACACCCUGGGGCUGCCCUGCACCCUGCAGAGCGCUUUGAAGAUCUUCAUGCCCCCAGCACCGAAAUCCAUCGCACGCAAACCCUCGGGGGCAGGCAGGGUGGUGACGAUGCCACAGGCCCUGCCCUUCCUAAGCGUCGGCUCCAGGACAGAGCUGGAGCGGCAUCUGCAAAGGAUGGUGCAUCUGAAGAGAUGGGGGCUGCCCAGGAGGAUCCAGGAGUCCUUGAGGCUGCUGAUGCCAGCCACACCUCCACACCCCCGUCUCGGCCCCCUGCCGUCUGGGAAAUGGGCUCCAAGGGGGCCAGGCCCAGUGACAAGGGCAGCCCAGACGCCCGGCCUCAGAGCUAGACCCCCAGCCCAGGCCUCCCAGGGCCCCGCCAGAGCGUCCAAAUCCGCGCCCGGCUCGCACUGCUGCAGAGACACUCGGGAGCUGCAGGGGCACAUUGCCAGGAAGGGCUUGGAAAUCAGACUAGGCGUGCUGCCUGCCGCGCUGAGGAGCUUUCAGAAAAUGGCUGCCCUGGGGCGCAGAGACCUGCUCCUGCCUAAACUGAUCCCCCCGGGCUGCAAGGCCCCCCUGGUGCCCUGCCCGCCCGUGCCACCCGCCCCCCUGCUGCCCCUGGGUGUGGCCAUCGAGUUCUGCCCCCUGGAGACUCCCUUCAUGGCCCCUGAGGGCCGGGAGCUGCUGGAGAGGCAUGUCCUGAGGAAGCGGCUGCAGCACGAAUGGGGCCUGCCAGGCCUGGUGCGGCGAUCGCUGAGGUGUUUCAUGCCACCCCCGCCCACGCGCCCCAGGCCCAAGAGGAGCGACCGGCCGGCAGCCAUGGAGCUCCGUGUCAGCAGCGGGGCCCCUCCCAUCCCUCUGGCCACCAAGAGGGAGCUGGAAGCCCACAUCCAGCGGAGGGUGGCUGAGAGGAGGUGGGGGCUCCCCAGGAGAGUGCAGGAGUCCCUGCGGGGCUUCAUGCCUCCCACGACCGCAGCUCCGGGGACACAUCCAGACACGCAAGGCAGAAGGGCCAGCUGGCCGCUCAGGGGGCUGUCAGUGAGAAGGGCUCCAAGAGAAUCACCCUCCAGGGUGGCACCCGUGGGCCCCACAGCGGUGGCUGUCUCCUUAGCCGGGCCCCUGGGAACUGCAUGGCGCCAGCAGCUCAGCCGGGACACGUGCCACCAGCUGCUGGAGAGACAUGUGACCAGGAAAAACAUAGAGAUCCGUCUGGGCCUGAUCCCCCGCAGGGCCCAACACUCACAGGAAGCCGCCCGCCGGGUGGGAAAGCUCCCCUUGCCCCGGCUGAUUCAGCCGGGCCAGAGAUCCCUGGAGCUGCGGCCCCGGGAGCUGCUCUUCCUGGAGCAGGCGGCCUCAGAUCACCUGGAGCUCAACCUUCUCCACAAGCACCUGAGCUUCAGGUGGGGGCUGCCCACGCUCUACCGACAGUCCCUGGCCAAGCUGUUCCACACAGGCCCCUCGCCCGCCCCGCUGCCCGCCAGCUCCCGCGCAGCUGGGACUGAGUAAACGGAGCAGGAGCUGCCCUUCCU